AUGCCGGAGGCCCCGAGGCGUCUCAUGAUCGAUCAAAUUGUCGUCACUAAAGUUGUCGUCACAACCUCCGACAUUCGGGCGCCGUUGACUCUGUUACUGCGCGGGCACACCGAAGCCGUUGUUGCCCUCGCGAAUUUGCCGGAUGGACUACGAAUCGCCUCGGGCUCGAUGGAUGGCACGAUCAGACUAUGGGACACCAGCAUGGGCCGAUCGGUCUUGGAGCCGCUUCGAGGGCAUACGCUCAGGGUCAGGUCGGUCGUGUUCUCGCAGGACGGGAAGUGUCUUGCCUCCGGCUCAAGCGACCGCACGAUCUGCAUAUGCUACGCAGAAACAGGCAAACAGUUUGGCGCGCCACUACAGGGACACAAGGACUAUGUGCUUUGCAUGGCCUUCUCUCCCAACGGCGGAUAA
Molecule: messenger RNA, 411 nt
Organism: Punctularia strigosozonata HHB-11173 SS5
Lineage: Eukaryota; Fungi; Basidiomycota; Agaricomycetes; Corticiales; Punctulariaceae
Product: WD40 repeat-like protein
Exons: 2
Coding region: 1-411 (136 amino acids)
Molecular function (GO): protein binding
Source: RefSeq, a predicted model, not a curated record